Messenger RNA from Podarcis lilfordi (Lilford's wall lizard), 9575 nucleotides. The record is from the annotation of a GenBank genome assembly. Lineage: Eukaryota; Metazoa; Chordata; Lepidosauria; Squamata; Lacertidae.
GCACAAAGUCAGCGACGGAGCCUGAGAAGAGAGGGAAAGGUCUUCCCGAGAGGUGAAAGCCAAGAGAGGAAGAUCUUUCUUGCUGAUGGUUGGGCCACCCUGCGGCAAGGAAGCCAAAGGAGGACAGGGCAGGGAGCGUCUGCAAUGAGAUGGACAUGCUGGGGAAAAUGGAGGGGACAAGUGUUAUUGCAGCGGUGAUGGGAGUUGGCCAGCCUGAAUUGGGUCACCGGUCACCUGGCUGGUCCGCUGUCUUCUCCGAUGGAUGUUAGAGGUGUGACAGGGGCUGAUGGUGGAGUCGUCUUCCAAAGGGAACCCCCCACUUCAGAAGGUUUGGGGCUGUGCCUUGGGUCACCAGAGAGGGCCCAUAGGAUUAUGAAUCGUAGCACUGCAAGGGACCCUGAGGGAUAUCUGGUCCAACCUCCUGCAAUGCAGGAAUUGCAGGUAAAGUAUCCCUGAGAGGUGGACACCCAACCUCUGUCUGAAAACCUCCAGUGAACUGCAGGGGGUCUUGUGCUUCCCUGGGAAGCAAAGGUCUCAAUUUUUCCCCAGUGCUUUUCUGGGAAACAGCCCAGCAAAGAUACUUCCCAGGUAAGCCCUGCUUUCAUAGAGGCCUGACUGGACGAGAUUUAUAGCAUGGUCCAAAUUUCAAGGAAGCCCCAGUGAACCUACUCCCAGGUAGCUGGAUAUGUGAGAACAGGAUGCUGCGUGAUGGACCGUCGGCCCGAUCCAAAAGGCUCCUCCUGUACGUUCUGAGGGGAUCAGAGCUAUUAGUUUCCAAGACGUCAGAAACUAUUGUCACAAAACUUUGUGGGGUGGGGGGAAGCAACAUUCACUGUGACAGCAAGUGACUUGGUUUUUUGGGUUAUUGUUUAAAGGGAAAAGAGUCAGUGGGAUCUGGACCAUGCAUGCAGGAGCGCAGAGUACACGCAGGAUGGGACCUUGCCAAUUUAUGGGCUGUAGAUCUCUUGACUGUUCUUUCCUUCCAGUGAACCAGCAUGGGAGGAGAACAGUGAGGAGAGGUUUGGGUGACCCUCGUGCGUCAUCUGUGAAUGGAUCAGGAUGCGGGGAUCUGCCUGCUGCCAGAGGUCUCCGUGCCCAAAAAAUGCUGGUGCCAUCAUUAAAGUGUUCAUCCUCCUCCUGUUCUGCAGACACGGUAAGGGGCUUGGCGCUUGGGUCAUUCGUCAGAGAAAGUUGCAGCUUUGGUGGGCAUGGAAAGGAAGGAAGGAAGAAAGGGAGGAAGGGAGGAUGGGGCUUGGCUUGGGAGGGCCCCUUUGUAUCCUCAGUUGUAAGCAGGUCUACUCGGGCGCAAGGUCCUCUGAGUAAGUGUGCCUAAAAAUGCCAUCUUGAACAUAAUAAUAAUAAUUUAUUAUUUAUACCCCGCCCAUCUGGCUGGGUCCCCCCAGCCACUUUGGGUGGCUUCCAACAAAACACUAAAAUACAGUAACCUACUAAACAUUCAAAGCUUCCCUAAACAGGGCUGCCUUCAGAUGUCUUCUAAACGUUUGGUAGUUAUUUUUCUCUUUGACAUCUGGUGGGAGGGCAUUCCACAGGGAGGGCACCACCACCGAGAAGGCCCUCUGCCUGGUUCCCUGUAACUUGGCUUCUCGCAGCAAGGGAACUGCCAGAAGGCCCUCGGAGCUGGACCUCUAUGUCCAGGCAGAACGAUGGGGGUGGAGACGCUCCUUCAGGUAUACUGGACCAAGGCCGUUCCCCGCUUCUCAAUCCCAGAAGUUUGGUGGUGGGCUACAGCUGCUUAAUGGUGAAAGAAUAUUACUCUGUGCAUGCCCAGAGAUCACCCACCCAACCUCAGGCCGAACCAUUGCCGUAUUUCAUGCUUAAGAACGUUACCACAUCAUUUCGUGUUUCAUAGAUGUAGAAUACAAUCCUGUGGCUGAAGAGGGAGAGUCUAACCUUGGGGAGGAGAGAUUGUUGUGGUUUUUUUUGGUACUUUUCAGAUUUAUGCAUUUCACUGAUUUUACAAUCAUGUUGACAUUUCAAAACUUCACUUCCUUCCCCCUCUUUCUGCAGUUCCUUAAAUUUAUUUUUAAUAUAUUCUGCAUAUCCAAAUUAACUUAAUUUGCUCAUAUAUUCAUCUUCUUUAAAUAUAUACUCCUAUGAAACUGCAGGUUGUUACAAUAAUCCUGCCAAUGUUUUUAUCCAUUUACAAUUUAUCUAUAAAUAUCCAAUAAACCAUUUCCAUUCUUUUAUUAAAAAGUUUGUUUUCUUGAUUUCUUAUUCUUCCGUUAAGUUUCAGCAUUUCUGCAUACAGUGGACGCUUGGGUUGCGAACGUGAUCCGAGAGGGAGGCACAUUUGCAACCCACAGCGUUCGCAACCUGCAACCCGCGUGUCUGCACACACGCGGAUCAUGAUUUGGUGCUUCUGCGCCUGCACCAAGCACGAUUUAGCGCUUCUGCGCAUGUGCAAGCGCUGAAACCCGGAAGUAACCAUUCCAGUACUUCUGGGUUUGGCGUGGUGCUCAACCCAAAACCGCGCAACCCGAAGCGUCUGUAACCCGAGGUAUGACUGUAUUCCACAAGUUUUUGUAUCCAUUCUUCCUUUGCUGGAACUUCUUCUUCCUUCCGUUGUUGGACAAGUAACAUUCUUGCUGCUGUAGUCGCAUACAUGAAUUCUUCUUUUUUCUUUUUUAAAGAUGAUCUUUAUUGGUUUUUUACAAUUACAUACUAUACAUGUCAAUUCAACGACAUGAAUAAGUUUCUAUACAGUUUAGGUAGUUCUGUCCCUGUAAAUCCAAAGAGAAAAGCUUCUGGGGUUUUUUUUAUUUUUUUACAAACUUUAUUUUUUUAUUAUUUUUAAUGAUUUUUAUUAGGUUUUCCAAAAACGAAAAAACUAAAGGGGAAAAAACACAGACAACAUAAAAGUGCAAUAUAUAAAAAACUUAAAUAAAACAUUCUUUUCAACUAUACAUAUUGUCAGCUUAUCUACUUGCGUUAUAUCAUGCCUCGACUUCCCUCCUUCCCAGUUUCGGUUUUCUUAUUGUUUCUUAUCUUUUGCAGUUUCUUCAUAUUCUUUACAUAUAUAUAUAUGUAGGGGAGCGUGCUGGACGCCAAGAAUAAAGCAAUAAAUCUACCUAACAAAAUUUACUCCAUUCCUCUACAAACUUUGAUCCUUUUUGGUUUCUAAUCCUGUGUGUUAUUUUCGCUAAUUCCGUAUAUUCAAAUAGUUUUACUUGCCAUUCCCUGACAGUUGGAAUUUCUGGUGUCUUCCCUUUUUGCGCUACUAAAACCCUAGCUGCCACCGUUGCGUACUGAAAUAGUCUAUGAUCGGCUUUUUUAAUUUCUUCUCCUAUUAUGCCUAAUAAAAAUGCCUCCAGCCUUUUUGGAAAGGUAUACCUAAAAAUUUUCUUUAAUUCAUUAUAUAUUAGUUCCCAGAAUCUUUUCAUUCUCUCGCAUGUCCACCACAUAUGAUAUAAGUCUCCUUCUUUGCUUUUACAUUUCCAACAAGCCUUGUCUCCCGUUUUAUACAUUUUUACUAAUUUAACUGGCGUAACAGACCACCUGUAGAUCAUUUUUUCUAGUUCUCCCUUAGUGUGGAACAUGCCGUAAAUUUCAUACCCUUAUUCCAUAAAUUCACCCAUUUAUCAUAAUCUAUAUUAUAACCCAGGUCAAUUGCCCACUUUACCAUCACCUCCUUAAUUUCCUCAUCUUUGGUGUCCCAUUCCAGUAAAACAUUAUACAUCUUUGAUAAGAGUUUUGUUUCCCCUUCCAAAAUUUCUGUUUGAUAUUUAGAUUUUUUUCUCACUAAAUCCUAAUUUUUUAUCUUCGUUCCAUAGCGCAUUUACUUGAUGAUAUCGUAUCCACCCUGUCAAAUUAUUUUUUAAUUCCUCAUAUGUUUUAAUUUUCCAGCCUCUCUCUGUUUUUACUAAAAUUUCCUCAUAAGUUAAUCUUUUUCCUUCCAUAUUCGAUUUUUUUAUUGUUAGUAUAUCUAUCGGUGAGAUCCAUCAGGGUGUUUUCCUUUCUAAUAAUUUUUUAUUUUCCCCCCAAACUUCCUAUAAGGCACCUCUAAAGAUAUGAUUCAAGAAACCUUUAUGAACCUUAACCUUAUUGAGCCAUAAAUAAGAAUGCCAGCCAUAUCUGUUGUUGAAACCUUCUAAGUCCAAUAAAUCCGUAUUUUCUAAUGUGAUCCAUUCUUUGAUCCAACAUAAACAGGAUGCUUCAUAAUACAAUUUUAGAUUUGGAACCAUGAAUCCCCCUCUUUCUUUCUGAUCUGUUAACAGUUGAAAUUUGAUUUUUGGCCUCUUUCCCUGCCAGAUGAAUUUUGAUAGUGUUUUUUGCCAAUCUUUAAAUUGUGUUACUCCCUUAAUUACUGGAAUUGUUUGAAAAAGAAACAGCAUCUUACAAACUUUAUUUUAAACAUCCAUUUCAUUUCAUUUCAUUUCCCAGUGAAAUUGGGGAGGAGAUUGUUGGCAGGUAGAGCGAAGAAGGUUGUGAUGAUGUGGCACUGAUUUUCUUCUCCCCCCUUGCCCCCCAUUGUGCAGCUGACUCACAGUGCAAGAUCUUGCGCUGCAACUCCCAGUAUCUGGCUGCCACGGAGAACCUGGACGACUCGGACGCGACGGACGCUCGCUGCAACGCUUUGCGCGCCUACUCCAGCUGCACACGCCGGACGGCCCGCACCUGCCGCGGGAACCUGGCGUACCACUCUGCUGUGUACGGCAUCGAAGACCUCAUGAUCCAGAACAACUGCUCCAGGGAAGGACCCACUUCCCUGCCCCAGCCGCCCCAGCCGCCCCCCGAUCACCAGGGCUUCGCGUCCCUGGACAUCUGCGACUACGAGAAGAGCUUUGCCCGCAAGCACAGGCAGGCCCCCGUGUACCAGCACUGCGCCGCCUUUGGGGACCCCCACGUGCGCACCUUCAGGGACCAGUUCCACACCUGCCAGGUGGAGGGUUCCUGGCCGCUCCUGGACAACAACUACCUGUAUGUGCAGGCCACCAGCUCUCCUGUCGUGAAAGGGUCAAAUGCUACUGCCAUCAGCAAGGUAACAACGGAUCCUUCGAGAAGCUGCUCUUCAGCUUUUUGAUUGGCUUGUGCCGGUGGUUCAAGAGGGUACUGGAGUCCCACAAUAUCUCUGGAGGGCAGCAUGUUGGGUCAAUAAUAAUAAUAAUAAUAAUGAUGAUAAUGAUAAAUGUCUCGGUGGCUUCCAACAGAUUCAGAAGGCAGCCCUGUUUAGGGAAGUUUUUUCUGUUUGAUGUUUUAUUGUGUUUUUAAUCUGUUGGAAGCUGCCCAAAGUGGCUGUGGAGGCCCAGCCAGAUGGGCGGGGUAUAUACAACACAACACAACACAACACAACACAACACAACACAAUACAACACAACACUGGACAUUUAAAACUUCCCAAUAGAGGCCUGUUUUCAGAAAGUUGUGUAGAUGGGCUGGGUAUAAAUAAAUAAUAAUAAUAAUAAUAAUAAUAAUAAUAAUUAUCAUUAUCAUUAUUACACUGGUACCUCUGGUUGCGAACAGGAUCCAUUCCGGAGCCCCGUUCGCAACAUGAAAAGAGCGCAACCCGCAGCAGCACGUCUGUGCACACACGGGUUGCAAUUUGCCACUUCUGCGCAUGCACGUGAUGUCAUUUUGUGCUUCUGUGCAUGCGUGAGUGGCAAAACCCGGAAGUAACCCUUUCCGGUACUUCCGGGUCGCCAUGGGACGUAACCUGAAAGAAUGUAACAUGAAGCAGACGUAACAUGAGGCAUGACUGUAUUAUUAUUAUUAAUUGACAUACGUUGGGAAAGCUUUCUACAAGGUGGGCAUCACUACUUCUGCCUGGUUCCCUGUAACCUCACAUCUUCCAGUGAGGGAACCUCCAGAAGGCCCUCAGAGCUGGACCUCAGUGUCCAGACUGAGUGAUGGGGGUGGAGAUGCUCCUUCAGGUAUACUGGACCGAGGCCGUUUAGGGUUUUAAAGGUCAACACCAACACUUUGAAUUGUGCCUGGAAACGUACUGGGAGCCAAUGUUGUUCUUUCAAGACCGGUGUUAUGUGGUCCCAGCGGCUGCUCCCAGUCACCAGACUAGCUGCCACCUAGUUUAGUUGUAGUUUCUGAGUCACCUUCAGAGGUAGCCCCACAUACUUCCACCUUAAUUCACAGCUUGAAUCUGACUGGAAAUCACCUGUAGCAAUGGCCCUGCGGCUGUUGCUGAACACCAUCUCCCAACCACCCCAGCAGCCAGCAUAGCCUAUGGUCAGGGAUGUUGGUAGUUGUGGUCCAGCAACAACUGGAGGACAGCAAGUUUCCCACCUGCAGGAGCACACUGGGAUCCACGGGAAGCGUGAUUUCCCAUGCUUCCUAGGUCAAACAGUUGGCACAGGAGCCACUGGAAACUGCAACUCCCAUGGAUCCCCGUGACACUGUUGAUUACAAGCCCUGCUUCCCCACAAAACAAAAUUUGGGCACAGAUCUGGUUAAAGCUCUGAAGACAAGCCAGUAAAUUUGAAGAAGGCAAGGCACUAUCUGGGCUACUUUUGAUAAUAGAGGGAUCUGGAAAAGUGGUGAGCAACUGUGAGGCAAGGAUGGGUUUGCACCAACCUCUGCCUGCUUUUGCUUCUCCAAUCCCUUCUGGUGGACAGCAGUCCUGCCUCCUUCCUCAGAAUAAACAGGUCUCGAGGGUCCUCAGAUGCCUGGGGUUUCCCUUUUGCUGCACUUUAAGCUUUUAAACACGGGUGGUGCUGUGGGUUAAACCACAGAGCCUAGGACUUGCCGAUCAGAAGGUCGGCAGUUCGAAUCCCCCGAUGGGGUGAGCUCCCGUUGCUCGGUCCCUGCUCCUGCCAACCUAGCAGUUCGAAAGCACGUCAAAGUGCAAGUAGAUAAAUAGGUACCACUCCGGCGGGAAGGUCAAAUGCGUUUCCGUGCACUGCUCUGAUUUGCCAGAAGCGGCUUAGUCAUGUUGGCAACACGACCCGGAAGCUGUACACCAGCUCCCUCGGCCAAUAAAGCGAGAUGAGCGCCGCAACCCCAGAGUCGUCCGCAACUGGACCUAAUGGUUAGGGUCCCUUUACCUUUAAGCUUUUAAGAUCUCUGUUCUUUUCAGCUCACCAUCAUUUUUAAGAACAUGAAGGAGUGCAUCGACGAGAAGGUCUACCAAGCGGAAAUAGACAACCUGCCAGUGUCUUUUGUGGAUGGUUCUGUGAAUGGUGGAGCGAGGCCCGGGGGGAGCAGCCUGGUCAUCUACGAGCGCACGCCUGGGCGCCAUGUGGAGAUCCGAGCAGCGCACGUUGGCACCACAAUUGCCGUGCGCCAGACGGGCAGACAGCUGUCCUUCUCCAUCCGGGCGGCCGAGGAGGUGGCUCUCUCCUUCACGGACGAGCAAGAUUUGCAGCUCUGCGUGGGAGGUUGCCCGCCCAGCCAGCGCAUCUCUCGAAGCAAGGGCGAGGGCAGCGGUGCCCUCGAGAAGGCCCGUCUGCUGUGCAAGGAGAAGCUGCCCGUCGAAGAUGUCUACUUCCAGGCUUGUGUCUUUGACGUGGCGACUUCGGGGGAUGCCAGCUUCAUUCUGGCUGCCCGCGGGGCGCUGGAAGACGGCGAAGCGUACCACCCGGACGUCAAGAAACUCCACAUCUUCCAUACCGAUAGGGCUAUGCGCCCCUGCAGCUCCCCCCUCCUCAUUUUCACGUCCGUCGUUUUAGUCUGUCACAUGCACUUUUAUUGGUGACUAUUUAUAUUCUGUAAUGCCAAGGGAUCAGGAGAUGUGGCUGGCUUCUCAUAAAGGCCUCAGCAAGCAAAGCCAGGGCCUUAGAAGAAUUGAGGAAUGGGCUCCCCCAGCUCAUGUUGGAAUGUUGGUGACCCUGGGGAAAGCUCUCCUGCUAGUCCUUGCUACCCUCUUUGUGUCUUGCAGACCACCUCCUUAAGGCCUGGGUGUUUCGUGGCAUCCUUUGGAGCAUCCGUUGCCACUGGGAUCCAUGGGAAUUCUAGUUUCCCAUGGAUCCCGGAAUUAUAAAAAAUUGGCACAGGAUGCAUGGGAAACUUCGGUUCCCAUGCACCCCAGUGAAAAUGGCGAUCAUGAGCCCUGCUCCCCUGGAAACAACAUGUUGGCACAUCACUGGUUGAAACGCUGACAACUCCGAGGCUGAAGACAAGUGUGGAGUAGCAACUGAUAAGUUUCAGGAACUGGGCUGAAACAAUGAAAGUUGGACUCUCGGAGCAUCUACCUUAUUUAUUUAUUUUUAAAGGGAGAGGAUGGGUUGGGAGAAACAGAGCAACAAGUGCUAGACAUCCUCAGGUAACCUUAGAAACCAUGGCACUCUACCCAACACUGUAAGUUGUCAUUCCUUAGAAACACUUUCUCCCAAAAAACAAUUAUGUGUUAUUUAAUUCCUUCUGAAAACUGGUGACCAAUAGCUUGCUAUGCAAAUCUCUCUCACACAAAUGCUGGUCACUUUAAGACCCCCUCCCCAUGUCAGUGUUUUGGGUAAACUACUCUGGGCCUGAGUAUCUGUCAGGAGUUAUUCCUAACCAAACAUGAAACCAGAAACUCCUCAAAUAUCGAAGGCAGGGGUGGGGUGCUUGUGGGAAAUGGGAUGUUGGUUUAACAGGAUCUGGAGGGCAAGAGAUAUUCCCUGGAACGGAUACUUCGAUGCCAUAACUUGGAAGGCGUGGACCCUCAACUCAUCAAGUCCCAGACGAACCCUGCUGUUCUCCCAAAGUCUGUCCGUUUGUUUUCAGGCAAAUCCGUUUUCUGCCACUUUUCAUGAUCCGGGAUCUGGAGAGUGAGGUUUAAAUGAUGCACUGCGAUGGUUCUGUUAAGGCUCUUCAGAAAGCUGGGAGAAUCUUAUGGUUGACUUAAAGAAUGUCAACGAAAAAGUUCGCAUAUUUAAUAUAUUAAAGUUGACGACGUUUCAUUUGAUAGUUGUAUCGCUUAGUGGUCACCCUUUCCCACGGAGGCUGCUUGUGCGAGCCACAUGGAACGCUUGCUGUGGAGCAGUGCUUUAGUAACUGGUUUUCCAGUAACUGGUUUUCACUGCUGCCUAAGACCCCAUUUAAACCACCCAUUUAAAGCCCCACGAUACCACUUCAAGCAGCCAAGCAGAGAAUCGUGGGAGGUGUAGUUUGUUAAGAUUGCUGAGAAGAGUUUGGAGACCUUCCUGUUCCCCUCCCAGAGCUACAAUUCUCCGAGUUGUUUAACCACCAAUCUCUCUCUCCAUCGGUUGCUCUGGGAAUUGUAGCACUGGGAGGGGGCUAGGGGGUUGCCUAACAAUUCCCAGCACGCUUAGCAAACUACAGCUCCCAGGAUUAUUUGGGGGCAGUCGUGUUAUGAUGCUUUAGAUGGAUGGUGGGAAUGGGGCAUAAACCUCUGGAGGCUGGAAAAGACUGCUACAGCUUAAAGCUGUAGUACCUUUCCAGGCACUGAAAGGGGGAAAUCCUACAUUUCUCAGCACCAGAAUGGAAAACUGAGAGCGAUGGGAAAUGGAGGAGGGUCUGUGAUGAACCAAGACUCUGUUCUUCCCUUCCAUGUCUCUGCCUCAGAAACCCGACUUGGUUCCUGUCAGUUUCAGCUUCUGAACUCCACGCAUGCUGAUCGGUAUUGUUCUGCAAAGGGUUUGACAUUAAAAUAAUUUAAUUCUGAA